AGAUUUCUAAUCCGGAACUAACGUACGGCGCUGUGUGUUCGGCGGGCGGCUUUCCGUGACGAACAGCAACACGUCCAGCCGCCAUAGCGUUUCACUGUAAUCCAUUUGGUUGCCCGCCGUGCAGUUAGUAGUAUGAAAAACAUGUUAACCGCAAUCUCUAACGCGUUGUGUAGAAUCACUGGCAGCAAUGUGUUCCUGAUUGGCCAGUCAGAGCUCGUCAAUUUAACCUCACCUGCAGCAUCUGCCUUGGCAACCACCACCCAGCGACAACCGCCUAAGCCCCCACCAGUUAAUACUAAAGCAUCUGAAGCAGAGCUAGUUACAGAGCAGCCCACACUGCUAUCGGAUCCAGUAAGGACUUGAAGAGCCAUCUAUCUGCGUGCAUAUUGAACCAGGAUGGAUGAACAGGGGCCAGGGCAGUAGUGUCGUCACGCGCUUUCGCAGACUUCACGCCGAAGGCGAGCUUUGAAAUCAAGAAAUGCGACGUGCACCGCCUGGAGGAGGGCCCACCAGGGCAGGCGGAGCUGACCCGGGAGCAGGGCCUGCACUACUACCGCACCAUGCAGACCAUCCGCCGCAUGGAGCUGAAGGCCGACCAGCUGUACAAGCAGAAGAUCAUCCGGGGCUUCUGCCACCUCUACGACGGCCAGGAAGCAUGCGCCAUGGGCAUAGAAGCAGCCAUCAACCCCACCGACCACGUCAUCACAGCCUACCGCGCACACGGCUACACCUACACCCGGGGGGUGCCUGUCAAGCAGAUCUUGGCUGAACUCACCGGCCGUAAAGGGGGCAUCGCCAAAGGCAAGGGUGGCUCAAUGCACAUGUACGCACCAAACUUCUACGGCGGUAAUGGCAUCGUUGGAGCGCAGGUGCCUCUGGGAGCAGGUAUUGCCUUGGCAUGCAAGUACCUGGGCAACAACCAGGUGUGUGUUACGCUCUAUGGAGACGGAGCAGCCAAUCAGGGCCAGAUCUUUGAGGCGUACAACAUGGCGGCCCUGUGGAAGCUGCCGUGCAUCUUCAUCUGUGAGAACAACAAGUACGGCAUGGGCACGUCGGUGGAGCGGUCCUCCGCCAGCACCGAGUACUACCGCAGGGGGGACUACAUACCGGGACUCCGGGUGGACGGUAUGGACGUGCUGUCCGUCAGAGAAGCCACCAAGUUCGCUGCGGACCAUUGCAGAGCUGGAAAGGGCCCCAUCCUCAUGGAGCUGCAAACCUACCGUUACCAUGGCCACAGCAUGAGUGACCCGGGGGUCAGCUAUCGCACACGAGAGGAGAUCCAGGAAGUGCGCAGUAAGAGCGACCCCAUCUCCAUGCUGAAGGACCGCAUGCUCAGCAACAAGAUGGCUGCCAUGGAGGAGUUUAAGGAAAUGGACUCCGAGAUCAGGAAGGAGAUCGAGGAGGCGGCUCUGUUCGCCACGUCGGACCCCGAGCCCCCGUUGGACGCCCUGUGCGACCACAUCUUCCACAACGAUCUGCCGCUGGAGGUCCGCGGGACCACCCCCUGGUCGAAGCUAAAGUCCAGCAGCUAGACGCGCAGCCCCCUCAUCCCCGUCCAGUGUUUAGUCCUCGAAGGAAGAGUUUCAUUUUAAACCUGGCCUUCCCGUCAACGGUUGUUCAUGGAUUGUUGUUCAAGUUAUUUAUGGGAGGUGAGGAGUCACCCAGGUUCCUUAGAAUCAGGUUAAAGUCGCACCAAAGGCUGCAGGGUUAAAGUAGCAUUGUGAUACAUUUAGAACACAGUGCCAAUGUGUUUUUCUUGUUCAUCAUAGGUAGUGAGGCAGACUGCCAAGUGUAGAUGCCCUCCUAACCCAGGGCCAGACCAGCUUUUAACCCCUAGUCUACUCGCGACCAGGAAAGUCUCCUUUUUUUAACAUCAGAAAUUCCUUCUCAUGACUGAGCCCUUUGGCUUUCUUUUUGUGGACCUCUGUGCGUGGUUCACAUUCCCUUCCUCCUCGGUCCACAAAAAUCUGUCUCGCACCGUUGUGAGAGGUCAACCAGGGGGCUGCGUGGGGGUCUUCUGCCACGGCGGUGCCUCUAGCCAUGGUUUUUAAAUGAAACUCUUCUUGUGCUUUGACCCAACAUCGACUCCCUUUGACCUGACGAGCCAGAGAGUUGUUGUGGUAGAUUACAGAACUCGGUAGACCACUGCCUCAUAGUGCACCUUUUCCAAACUGUUCCUGAAGCGGUGUCUGUUAUUUAUUUAUCUCAUAAGGAUACAUUAUCAUAACUA
Molecule: messenger RNA, 2230 nt
Organism: Gadus chalcogrammus (walleye pollock)
Lineage: Eukaryota; Metazoa; Chordata; Actinopteri; Gadiformes; Gadidae
Product: pyruvate dehydrogenase E1 component subunit alpha, mitochondrial-like
Exons: 12
Coding region: 561-1532 (323 amino acids)
Biological process (GO): pyruvate decarboxylation to acetyl-CoA
Cellular component (GO): intracellular membrane-bounded organelle
Molecular function (GO): pyruvate dehydrogenase (acetyl-transferring) activity
Source: RefSeq, a predicted model, not a curated record